Messenger RNA from Trichosurus vulpecula (common brushtail), 3243 nucleotides. RefSeq names its product ubiquitin like 7 (gene UBL7). Gene Ontology annotation, molecular function: polyubiquitin modification-dependent protein binding. The coding region runs from base 536 to 1678 and encodes 380 amino acids. Gene Ontology annotation, biological process: ubiquitin-dependent protein catabolic process. The transcript has 11 exons. The record is from RefSeq and is a predicted model, not a curated record. Gene Ontology annotation, cellular component: cytosol. NCBI's taxonomy places the organism in Eukaryota, Metazoa, Chordata, Mammalia, Diprotodontia, Phalangeridae.
UCCGGCUUCCGGCGUGAGGGACAGAGUGAGUGUCUACCCCGGCGGUUCCGCGGCCGGGCUCCUUCCGCGGGACGGGUGAGGGGACGGGCCCCGGGUGGGCUCGGGUCCUGCGCUUUGGGAUCCGGCCUCCGCAGUGACGCCGGUGGCAUCCCCCACACUCCUCCCCUCCUACCCCACUCGGCCCCCUGCGGCUCGAGGCCUAGCCCGCGGGGAAGGCUUUGACCUCGAGCCCCAGGACAGGUGAUGGAGCUGGGUGGUGGAGGUCUUCGGCUCUCCCUGAGCCCUCAGCACCGCCGAUGAGCCCGGCCCGGAGAAGGGCCCGAGAGCACGGGGUCCCGGGCGCGUCGUCGGACCCCGAGUCCCCCAGGGGAGUGUCGGCCCCGGCCGCAGCCUUAGAAUCCCCUGAGUCAUCGUGAUGAAGCGAGCCGAGAAAUCUGUGACGUGUGCGCUUUACGGGGAGUUCAUAAAGCAGUCCCGGCUUUUCAGUCAAAUCCAGUAAACACUUAGGAGGAAAAGAGAGCGAGAAAGAGAGAGGAUGUCUCUCUCGGACUGGCACCUUGCAGUAAAACUGGCUGACCAGCCGUUGGCCCCGAAAUCCAUCCUCCGGUUGCCAGAGACAGAACUAGGCGAAUAUUCCUUGGGUGCCUACAGUAUAUCAUUUUUGAAGCAGCUCAUUGCUGGCAAACUGCAGGAGUCAGUCCCAGAUCCAGAGCUGAUUGAUCUAAUCUACUGUGGUCGAAAGUUAAAGGAUGACCAGACCCUUGAUUUCUAUGGCAUUCAACCUGGGUCCACAGUCCAUGUUCUGCGAAAGUCAUGGCCUGAGCCAGAUCAGAAAGCAGAGCCUGUGGACAAAGUGGCUGCCCAGAGGGAGUUCCGGGUCUUGCACACGGCCUUGCACAGCAGUCCUGCCUACCGAGAUGCAGUCUUUAAGAUGCUAGGGAAUAAAGAAUCCCUGGAUCAGAUCAUUGUAGCCACCCCAGGCCUCAGCAAUGAUCCCAUCGCCCUGGGGGUGCUCCAGGAUAAGGACCUCUUCUCGGUCUUCGCUGAUCCCAGCAUGCUGGAUACGCUGGUCCCAGCUCACCCUGCUCUAGUCAAUGCCAUCAUCCUGGUUCUGCACUCAGUGGCGGGCAGCACUCCACUCCCAGUGGCAGAGGCCUCCUCUCGAAGCCUGCCUUCUAGUUCCUACAGGGAUAUGCCAGGUGGCUUCUUGUUUGAAGGACUUUCUGAUGAUGAAGACGACUUUCAUCCAAGCACAAGGUCCACACCCUCCAGCAGCACGUCUAGCUCACGCCCAGCAUCUCUGGGAUACAGUGGAGCAGCUGGCCCUCGGCCCAUCACGCAGAGCGAGCUGGCCACAGCCUUGGCCCUGGCCAGUACCCCGGAGAGCAGUUCUCACACCCCUACCCCUGGCACCCAGGGCCACUCCUCAGGCACCUCACCAAUGUCCACCAGUGUCCAGUCAGGUACCCCCAUUACUAACGAUCUCUUCAGCCAGGCCCUCCAACAUGCCCUGCAGGCCUCGGGUCAGCCAAACCUCCAGAGCCAGUGGCAGCCCCAGCUACAGCAACUCCGAGACAUGGGCAUCCAUGAUGAUGAGCUGAGCCUCCGAGCCCUCCAGGCAACUGGGGGGGACAUCCAGGCAGCCCUGGAGCUCAUCUUUGCUGGAGGGGCUCCUUGACCCCUGUCAGAGGUCGUAGUGCAUGGGCCAGUUGGGAUGCUGUAAAGAUAAGAUGUAAAGGUCCUGGGACCAAGAUAUUUCCCCAAUACACUUUAUGUGGAAACUGUUUGCAUGUUGUGAAGUCUCCCUAGUCAGUCAGAGUGGGGGAAUGUGACAGGAAGCAGGAGUGAUCUGUCUGAUCCUGCUGCCCUUGAUAGAUAAUGGGAUGUUGGCAUUGGUUCUGGGGGGUUUUGGACUAGAGCCCCCACAGUAUUAUGGGCCAGUUCUGUGGGCCUGAGGAGUCCAGCUCUACAGGGCCCAUUCUCCAUUUAUGGGGAGGGGAUUGCCCCAGAGGUGUUCAGGGCUGAAGUAUCUGAGGCAUCUCUCCCCCAAGAGGAGACUGGCCCUGUGCCCAACAGUGGGGGACAAGGCUUCCCCUUACUUAACAGAGAAUUUUUUUUUUUUUUAGUUCUGUGAUUACCUGGAAAUCCCAUAGUCAGGAGUUCCCUGUUCACGUGUGAAGUUAACACAGGAUCACAACUUGGAGGUGUUCUAGGUCAAUUCAUUAGUUGCCUGUGGGACUGCAGGGAGAGAAGAUUGGAGUAGGACCUCCCCAGUUCUCCCUUUCCCACAGAGGGUUCAGAAUUUGGCAACUGUUCACACUCCCCGAUCCCAGUACUUCCCUUCUAUGCCUUGGCCCACUCUAGGCCCUUCUGUGUCCCACCCUGAGGCCCAAGCAUGAGGGUAGGAGGCUCAGAGGCAGGAGACAGAAUCACAGAAGCUGAAUUUGAACCCUCGCUCACAAACUUGACUACCUACAUGACCAUGGGCAAGUGAUGUCACCCCCUGAACUCCAAUCUGUAGAACAGCCAGUCAUCCCUACACUGUCUGCCGUAAGUGCUUGCUACAGAAGUAGCUAUUCUGAUUAAUAAGGGCAGUGGCCCAGCAUCAGGAAGCCCCUGCCAUUGGUAGCAAAUGCCUGCUGGCUCAGGCCUUUCUCGUCAAUGUCCAGUCUAGACGGGGAGGCAAGGCCCAAUUACAGGAAGUGUUACGUGAAUGGUAAUGAAGUAGGAAGGUCCAUGCUGGGAGCACAGAGUCAAGUCCAGCAUCUCCCCAUCCAGGUGGCUCUUCUGCAGCAUCCACAAGUGGCCAUUCAUUCAGCCUUUUCUUAAAGACUUCCCACGGUGGGCCCUUCCACUUUGGGACAGCUUAAUUGGAGGAGAUUUCAGCCAAAAUCUGCCUCCCUGCAGCUGUCCAUUUGUUCUUAGUUCUACUCUCUGGACCAAGCAAAACAGAUUCUUCAUGACAGCCUUUCACAUGUGAAAAUAGCUUGUGCCCCCUAGGGUAUUCUCUCAACUAAAAGUCCUGCAUUUCUUCAAUAGAUCCUUGUAGGGCAUGAGCUUAAGGCCUAGGCCUGCUGCUCUCCUCUGCAUGCGCUUUGGGCUGUGCUCCAUCGUAGUGCCAGCUUUCCCUGGUUCUUGGUUUCCUGCAUGAUUUAUGAGGGGGAGGGCCACAAAAACUCCUUUUCUCUGUCCUGUGUGGUUUCUUUGGGCAUGGUAUGUUAAUUAAAGGAAAUCUAUAACUCA